AUGGUCAUAAUUAUGCGUCGCGUCGUACUAGAGACUCGCACUCUGCGAGCGGCCUUUCAUAUUAUCAUCGGCGCCAUCUCAACAUUUGGUACUGUGAAAGCAAGUGAGCCACAAAACGAAAAGCAACAAGAUGAGGCGCCCACCACCCGCAGCAAACGACAGCCCACCAUAGGAAUUAUGGAUGAGUUUCUUAUCUUUCAAUUCAAUCUCACAAACGUGCACAUAUCAUCUCGAAUAGCGUGGGCAGAUUUUCUCAAAAAUCGAUUGAUUGGAUGUGGAAGCACUAUACCUUUUUACGAGAUUUAUGCAGCAAAUCUGUCAAAUUAG
Molecule: messenger RNA, 327 nt
Organism: Mycotypha africana
Lineage: Eukaryota; Fungi; Mucoromycota; Mucoromycetes; Mucorales; Mycotyphaceae
Exons: 4
Coding region: 1-327 (108 amino acids)
Source: RefSeq, a predicted model, not a curated record